AUGUCUGCCACGCAAGACGCCGGGCUGCCGCCCAGCUACUAUGCGCACCCGAACCCCUCUCACUUGGACAGCUUUGUCGAAGAUGUCCUCGAUCCGCCCCCUCUAUACGACUGGGCAGUGAUGAUGGGGAACAGAGACCAGCAGGAGGAACAGCAGCCAACUCCACCACGGCAAGAUGUCGACGACCAAGCAACGUCGUCGGUCAUCGCCUCUGAAGCAUCGCAGAGAGCUUUCUCCUAUGGUACCAUUAGUGCUGACAUCAUGGCCGACUUCGACUUUCCUCAACCACCACCAAAGACGACGGCCGCAGUCAGGGACCUCGCGGUAGCAUCUUCGUCGUCUUCUACUCCUCAGAGGGGCUAUCGACCGACAGCGGCAUCCAUUCUAGAUGGCUUUGAUCCUGCGCCUUUCUCUCCCCAAACAACUGGCGGCAGCAACAGCACCGCUGCAAGCACGCCCCCCAUGAUGUCUCCUCCCAUUCGCCCCAGAUCGGCCUCGCUUCUAGGAACAAACAACCCGUACAUCGCCCUCCUCGAGCAGAAGGAGCAGGCGAUGACGGUCGCUUUUCUGCGCACCCAUGACGUCGCCACUGGAUCCCGCUCCACAGAUCUCGCUGCAGACGAUUUCAGUUUCGGUCAGCGCUACCAGAGAGCCGCUGACACGACAGACGUUGUAGUUACGAGGCAAAGGCUACCAGCGAAUGACCUGGGCGGAUCAAGAGAGUGUCCUAUCUGCGCGGAGACUAGAGAGGCUGUUGAUUUCCCGAUCCUUAGCGUUACCUCGAUGUGUACUCACCCGCCAGAGGCAUGCUUGGAAUGUCUCCAAAUGUCAAUCAGAUCAGACUUGAAUAGCAAACUCUGGACCGAUAUCCGAUGUCCCGAGUGUCGAGAGCUCCUCGAAUACGUCGACAUCCAGAAGUACGCAGACGAGGAAACGUUCGCCCGAUAUGAAGCAUUGGCUCUACGCGCAGCCAUGGCUGAAGCUGAGAACUUCAUCUGGUGCACGGCUAACUGCGGCUCCGGUCAGCUUCACGACACGGGCACCGAGCAGCCGAUCGUUUCCUGCCUGCACUGCGGCCAGAGGUCUUGCUUUACUCAUAACGUCACGUGGCAUGAAAACCUGACAUGCGAGGAGUAUGACUCGCUGCUUCGCGAUCCCCAGAACUUUCGAUCGAGGAUUGAAAUGGAGCACGAGCAGAUGGAUGCUGCAAAGCGUAUCCAGGAAGACGCCGACCGCGCCAUGGCUCAGGGUCUCAUGGCUGAACAACAGGCAGAGAUUCAAGAGCAGGAAGCACGAGAGCGAGCCGAGCGAGAGAGGGCAUUAAGAGCCACGGCACUGGCACGAAAAGUCGCGGCCCGGCGCAAAGAAGAAGAGGACCAAAGCAAGGUCACUGUGAGUAGGACGACGAAGCCUUGCCCCGGUUGUGGGUGGGCGAUAGAAAAGAACGCAGGAUGUUCGCACAUGACUUGCAUCAAGUGCCGCUUCCAGUUCUGCUGGGGAUGCUACACCGUCUGGCAGCGCGGCCACAACGUCCGAUGUCGUGGCUUUGCGACUAUUUGA
Messenger RNA from Colletotrichum siamense, 1560 nucleotides. RefSeq lists its product as uncharacterized. Lineage: Eukaryota; Fungi; Ascomycota; Sordariomycetes; Glomerellales; Glomerellaceae. Gene Ontology annotation, cellular component: cytoplasm; ubiquitin ligase complex. The record is from RefSeq and is a predicted model, not a curated record. The coding region runs from base 1 to 1560 and encodes 519 amino acids. Gene Ontology annotation, biological process: ubiquitin-dependent protein catabolic process; positive regulation of proteasomal ubiquitin-dependent protein catabolic process; protein polyubiquitination. The transcript is spliced from 5 exons. Gene Ontology annotation, molecular function: ubiquitin protein ligase activity; ubiquitin conjugating enzyme binding; zinc ion binding.